GUCGCGCCUCGACAGGAAGUGACGAAUGUAGCCACGAGCGUGACGAACGGCUUGUACGAAAAUACAACAAGGAAGUGACCACUUAUUGUAAAGGAAAAUUAUCACCGGAUAAAACCCUGAUAAACCUGUCGUCAAGUCGGGGGUCGCUUCGCUCGGUUGUUGGGUCUCGGGGGGGGGGUAAAGUCACCGUGGACUUGCCCGUGAGCCCGUUUCUGAUCGUCUCGAGGGAUUCUGCUUUUUAGCCUGCUAGCUAGCGAUGAACACGGACGUGGAAUUUCACAUCAGGCAGAAUUAUCCAUGGACAAAGCUCCCAGCUAAUGUCAAACAGAGUUUGGGGAACUCUCAGCGUGAGUAUGAGAAACAUGUGCUGCUGUACAGCAUCCGCAACCAGCUUAGAUUCCGCAAUAACCUAGUGCGCCACGUGAGGAAGGAUGAGCGCAAGUAUUAUGAGGAGCUCCUGAAGUACAGCCGGGACCACCUGAUGCUGUACCCCUACCACCUGUCUGACAUCAUGGUCAAAGGGCUGCGAGUCACUCCAUUUUCAUAUUACAUAGGAAUCAUGGAGGAUAUUAUGAACAGUGAGAAGAGUUAUGACUCCUUGCCCAACUUCACUGCUGCUGACUGUCUGCGACUGCUUGGCAUCGGGAGAAACCAAUACAUAGACCUAAUGAACCAGUGCAGGUCUUCCAAAAAAUUCUUUCGCAGGAAAUCAGCGCGGGACCUGCUACCGGCCAAACCAGUGGAAAUCUCCGUGGAGCCAUGGUGGACUGCACACACGGGAUACAUCACCGAGGAUGAUAUCAGGAUCUGUUCUCCAGGAGAGAAGAAAGCCAUUGAUAAGAUGAUAGAUUCUGGUCCUCAGCUGGCUGGAACAACAGAGUACAAUGUGGUCUUAAGCUUGUACAACCGGGGUUUCAUCUACUUGGAUGUUCCAAUAUCUGAUGACAGCUGCAUAUCUGUGCCCCCGCUGGAAGGUUUUGUAAUGAACCGCGUCCAAGGCGAUUACUUUGAAACACUUCUCUACAAAAUAUUUGUGUCCAUUGAUGAGCAGACAAAUGUAGCAGAGCUGGCAAAUGUGUUGGAGAUUGACUUGGACUUGGUGAAGAAUGCAGUUUCCAUGUACUGUCGCCUUGGCUUUGCUGUAAAGAAAGGUCAGGUGAUCAGCUCAGACCAGCUCCACCCCACCUGGAAGAAUGCUCCAUCUCUCAACAGACUCAAGAGCACCAUGGACCCUCAGAAGAUGCUGCUGUCCUGGGAGCAGAGCAGUCCUGUAAUGGAAGGGGGCUCCUCGGCCACCGACACCGACACCACCAGUCUGGAGGACCAAGCAGACACAGGAAGUGUAAGCAGCCUGAGCAUCCCAGCUGCACCCACAAAGAGGAUUGCCUUCCUCUUUGACUCUACUCUCACAGCCUUCCUCAUGAUGGGCAACCUGUCUCCGAACCUAAAGAGUCAUGCUGUGACCAUGUUUGAGGUAGGUAAGCUGUCUGAUGAGACUCUGGACAGCUUCAUGGCUGAGUUAGAGAAGGUGGAGAGCACGGCAGAGGGCGAGGCCCAGCGUUACUUCGACCAUGCUCUGACUCUGAAAAACACCAUUCUUUUCUUGCGCUACAACAAAGAACUCACUCAAGACCAAGGACCUGAUAUCCCAAAUAUAGGUUUCCCCUUGGACAUGCUGCGAUGUGAGAGCCUGCUGGGUCUGGACCAGGCCACCUGCAGCCGUGUCCUCAACAAGAACUACAAACUGUUGGUUUCAAUGGCGCCACUCAGCAACGAGAUCAGACCCAUCAGCAGCUGCACGCCUCAGCACAUUGGACCGGCCAUCCCUGAGGUGAGCUCCAUCUGGUUCAAACUAUACCUGUACCAUGUGACCGGCCAAGGCCCGCCGUCUCUGCUGCUCUCCAAAGGCUCCAGACUCCGCAAACUGCCAGAGCUAUUCCAGGUCUACGACAGGUUGUUGAUCACCUCCUGGGGUCAUGACCCUGGGGUCGUGCCUACAUCCAACGUGCUGACCAUGCUCAAUGAUGCCCUCACACACUCUGCUGUUUUAAUCCAGGGUCACGGCAUGCAUGGCCAUGGAGAAACCGUUCACAUCCCAUUCCCCUUUGAUGCAGAAGAUCUGAAAGGAGAGUUCUCCUACUCCAACAUGUGUGUGCACAAGGCGCUGCAGAAGCUGAAGGAGAAUGUGGACUUGGAGCACCAGUGCGGCUACAUCACCAUGCUCAACUCCAACAACAGGCACCGUCGGAGGGCCAGUGACAGCACUGAGUGCAGAGGCGACACCCAUCUAGGUGGAGGCCUGGACACCAACGGCAGUACUGAGUCCUUUGAGCUUGUGACAGAAGAAAACAACGGUGAAAGCAAAGGAAAGACAGACAGCCUUUCAUCUGAAGAUGAGUGGGUCCCUCUCGAACUGUGCUUCGGUAUGCCCCUCUUCAGCUCCGAGCUAAACCGCAAAGUGUGUCAAAAAAUUGCCUCGCACAAACUGUGCUGCAACGAAAGCCUUCAAGAACUACUUCACUCGAGCCGAAAGCUAUCCCUGAAGGUGUUGAGCUUUGUUCAGUCAUUCCAGGAUGGCGUCCAGCCCUCUGACCUAGACAGUGGCGUCUCGAACCCUCUCAGUCAGCCCCCGGCGGAGUCCGGUGUCCCCCUGCCCGCCCUCAACCUCCUCUUCAAGGACGGGCAGUUGAGGGAGUGGAGCGGGCGGGCCCCUCCUCCUUUGGACAUCACAGCUCUGCAGAAGGACCAACCCUCAUAAGCCCCCCGCCCCCCCGAACACACACACACACCCCUCCCUCCUCAAAACAUCCAGAUUUGGUCACAAGGAAAAACCUCAUCUCAUUGAAAAAGACCACCCUUUCACUGAGGAAAUUGUCAUUCAAACUCUGCAUCUUGUCUUUCAGUAUCCAGUUGUUGGAAAAUUAGCCCCGCCAGCACUUCAUUCACCUUUCAAAUGAGGAAUCAGAGUUGAGUUGCCAACACUAGUUUGAACCCCCCCUAGCCGUUCCCCUCUGUGAUUCCUCAUAUUCUUAGCAAGGCAUUGUUAUCUGUUGGAGUGGUGCUAUUAUCACAGUAUAUAACAGUGAUGCAGGUCAACAGCAUAUCACCUGUCAGGCCAUUUAACUUGAAACACUUGCGCUGUUCUCCACCGACUAGCCCCCUACCUUCCCUUCAAUCACUGGAUGUUCUGUGAUCCUUGAAAGCGGAGUGUAAAGUGGUUAAUAAUUGUAUAGAUGUUCUAAAAUUGACCCAUAAAAUAAACAAAGUGUUGAACAGACAUCUGCAGGAAUCAUUUGACAAUAUGCAUUUUCUAGGACCAAGUUUUUUGUCUUCCCAAACAGAGUCCAGAUACAGACCCCGCUGCAUCCCUGUUGCUGUUGUCUCACGUUAAGUGAUCUGAUGCAUGACACUGUUGCACAACUCGUACCAUAAAAGAAUACUUUCCUACCUGUAGUCAAUUUUGAGGGCAUUUAUUAUUUGCACUGUGCAGGAUUUCUCCAAACCUGUGGAUGAAGUCAUGUAAUUUCUUUUAAAAAUGUUUGAUCCCUUUUAGUGCGCACAUGGUUUUAGAGCCAACUUUUUACCAUAAAUUGACCGGGUAUCAUAGAAACUUGAUUUUUUUUUUUUAUUAUUCUUUGUUAUCAUUCUUUCUCAGUAAAAGAGAACACCAAAGACCAUUUUUCUUUCUUGUAUGAUUAUUUUAAAUCUUUUGUUUUACUGUCCUUUUUAUUUUGCUGCCUUAUUGCUGUCAGCCAAUCAAAAACUACCAGGUCUUUGUUUGCUUAUCUUUUUUUCACCUUGUUUUUCUUCAGAUUUUAUGAAGGAUAUUGAUGAUAUUUGGAUGAGUGUUUGUUACCAAUCAAAUCCACAACAUUGGGCCGGAAACUACCAACCGAUGCCCAUGUUCAUGAAUUUGACAAGAUUAACCAAGUGUACCUAAUUGCAUAGAACUGGAACAGUCAAGUCUGUGUGUUUGACCCAGGUCUGUUGGCACCGAUGCCUGCCAGUAUCUCUCCCUGGAUCGACUCCAGUUUUGUGUGCAGUGCAGUGCAGUGCAGUGCACUCUUGGCCAGCCUGCCACACUCUCCAAGGGAUGCUGUUUACACCAUGUUUUGAAAAAUGGGGUUUGUAGUCUAGAGAGUAGAAGGCAACUUUGCUGUGAAGGCAGUCACAGACCCAUGGGAUGGAAAUUCUAAUGCUUUGCCCAGCGUUUCAGAGCUGUGAUGGCCCAAAAAGUCUGUCAUGAAUUUUCAGUGCAACUCCAAGAAUAUAGAGAAGUUUCUUUUUUUUAUUUGAAGGUAUCUGCCUCCUGCAGUUUUUGACCCAAUUGUGGUUGUUUCUAAUGAUGUGAUGCUGAAAUAGAA
This is a messenger RNA of Etheostoma cragini (Arkansas darter), 4364 nucleotides long. RefSeq names its product family with sequence similarity 91 member A1 (gene fam91a1). Gene Ontology annotation, cellular component: trans-Golgi network; cytoplasmic vesicle. Lineage: Eukaryota; Metazoa; Chordata; Actinopteri; Perciformes; Percidae. The record is from RefSeq and is a predicted model, not a curated record. The transcript has 24 exons. Gene Ontology annotation, biological process: intracellular protein transport. The coding region runs from base 257 to 2758 and encodes 833 amino acids.